ACCAAAAUAAAGGGCUAAUUAAAGAUGCUUUAGAGAUUUACUUAAAUCAGAGUUCUAGUUUUUUAUCAGAAUAUAGUAAUCCCGCUUAUCAGGGCAUGGGAGCUACUGAAGAAGACAAAAGAGUUUAUCAAAACCAAAAAGUAAAAAAUAAAAAGAUAGUUGAAGAGUGUAAAGAAUUGUUAAGUAAGUUGGAAGAAUAG
This is a messenger RNA of Funneliformis geosporum, 200 nucleotides long. The record is from the annotation of a GenBank genome assembly. Lineage: Eukaryota; Fungi; Glomeromycota; Glomeromycetes; Glomerales; Glomeraceae.